Marchantia polymorpha subsp. ruderalis is the source of this 1490-nucleotide messenger RNA. The record is from the annotation of a GenBank genome assembly. NCBI's taxonomy places the organism in Eukaryota, Viridiplantae, Streptophyta, Marchantiopsida, Marchantiales, Marchantiaceae.
UUUGUCAAAGCCAGAGACAGGAUCGAUGCUCUGGAAAUUCAUGGGAGCGAACUUUUACACACGAGCACGAUCAGAAAUCACUGGCAAAUGCCGACAGUGUGGGUCAUUCAUUGCCUUGGGAGCUCUGGAAUGAAGAAUUCGAGAUGAGUCCCACAGGACCUUCAAGGAAGAACACAGCGCGGGGCGAGGUUUGAGGCUGAUCGAUUUGAGGGAAUUCAGCUCGUUUCCCAGGAUUGAGGACCUGGGUACUCAUGGAGCAGUGAUAGGGACAGGUGUCUGGGGCGGGAAGGGCCAGAGAGCUCCAGAGUAGUGGGCUUUUCAAAUGGCGUCUUUUGCGAUGCACUGCCCGAGGUUGCUGUGUGUGACAUCUACAGCUUCCCCUCGAGCUGAACAAUCCAGCGACGAGAGGGUGGUCGUGCGUACGGGGCAGAAUGGAAGCGCCACGAGGAGGACUGCGAAAUGCGCCAUGUCCGUUUGCUUCCGCCGAGAGAUUUUUUAUUUGGGGGCGGCACUGAUGGGAGCAGGAACCGUGGCGGUCCCGGAGGUGCUAGCUGAGGAUGUUCCCGCUCUCGCUGGCUUUGCGGAGAGUGACAGACUCGAGACGGUGACCUCGAAUGUCGGUCAAAUUAUAGAGAGUGGCAAAAGCGAGCCUGUGAGAGCUGUAGAGAAGGUGGACACUACGAUUACGGAUAGGGUAUAUUUAGAUUUGAGUAUUUGCCCGAACAACUCGAGAAAGGAUCGGACUCUGGGUAACACCUCGCAGAUCUGCACUGUAGGUGAACCUUUGGGUCGCAUUGUCAUAGGUUUGUAUGGAAGACAGGUUCCGCAGACGGUCAAGAAUUUCAAAGCCAUGUGCACAGGACAAGCCGGAACAUCAUACGCCGGGACCACAUUCCACAGGGUUCUACCCGGUCAGUAUAUCCAGGCUGGGAAGCAGGGCUCGAAGGACAAGGGCGAGGUCUCGGGCUUGAUAAAACUUGACCGCAAUAAAGAAACUGUGAAUGGGAAUGCUUACAAGUUAACACAUACGAGGCCAGGAACUGUGUCUCUCUGUUUGUCCGAAAACGAUGACGAGGAAGAUUUGAAGCUCGAUGUUGACUACCGCAAUGUUCAGUUUCUGAUCACCACAGGUCCAGGACCAGCUACGCAACUUGACAAUGGCAACAUCGUUUUUGGAACUGUGCUCGAAGGAUUGGACGUGGUGGCUGCUGUGGCAAAGGUUCCAACGUAUAAACCUAGUGAAAAGAUCCGUCAAUUUAAUGACUUCGCUGAGUUUCUAGGCGAUGAUCGUGCAGCGAAUGCAAGAAAUUUUUGGAACCGUCCCCUGAAAACAGUUGUCAUAACUAAGUGUGGAGAAUUGCCAAUGGGUUUACCAGUAUUUCCUCCAGGUCUUCCUUAAUUCAAAACCACCACAUGUAAUGCUUCAGCCCCUCUGGCUGUUCGUCUGUAACAUUAAUUUGAAGCUAAAAUUGUUUCUUAUCUCUGUCUGG